UUUCAGCACCAAAGUGAAAAUUACACAGCAGCCGCAGCAACCGAGGAGAACAGCGACUGUGACGCUGGCUGGUGUCAAAAGAGAAGACCCGGCUAACCUCCUGGGUGUCUCGGCUUGGAAUAGUGGCACAUUUACCCACAAUCACCGCAGCACAAACACAUCCCCGAAGACAUUCAACAAGCAAACUGGGUCCGGAGUUUUCCGACUGCCUUUGCCCACGCACCGACAUGGAGCCGACUCCCAACAUGCUGAAACAGCUGCUGCUGAAGAACCACCAGGACGCUGUACUGCACUCGCACCUGCACUUCAAGUCUCCGGCCUUGUCCCUCUCGGCCGGACCAAUGGCGGACAGCAGGGAACGCAUUCGUGGCCCCUCGCGGGAUGGACGCGAGUUUCUGACUAGCCCCAGGCAGGUUUUGCGCCGCCUGAUGCUUCUGUCCGAGGGAAGACAGUACCGCGAGGCCGCAGGCGUCGUUGGAAGGUUGGGCCCCUCUGUUCUACGCUCGGUAAUUGCCGAGCUGCCUCUCGAUCUGCUGCUGGAGCACCUGCCACACAGUGCCUACUUACUGGAGUCCUUUUUCACAAGGUUGACCACCCUAAAUACAACUCCCAAGCCGGUUGUACCUAGCGAGACGGUGGCCUGGCAGCUGGUCAGGCUGUUUGCAAAUCCCCACGAAUCCGGACUGCGGCAGAGAUGCACCAAGCUGCUCCAGGCUCUUGCCCAAUACGAGCCCAAUCUUCGCCAAAGCUUGCGUGAGCGGCGGCGCAGCUUCGACAAUGCAGUGCAGGGUUUGGGGGUGCACGGGCUGACCACGGAUGCCUCGGGGCAGCUCAUUUCGCUGCACGUGGCUCUGAAGACAGAGCUGCAGCGGCACGUGGAUACCUAUAAAAUGGCCAUACACAAGCUGGAGGAACUGAGCAUGGUGACGGUCAACCAGGACCCAGCCCACUCGUCCCACCAGCGCCUCCUGGCCAUCAACUAUGGAGACAUCCAGCAGCGGCUGAUCGACAACAAAACGCUGCUGACCAUUUUGGACAAACCCACAUUAAAGCAGCUUCACACCCUCGUAGAGAAUCUUAGCACCCGCGUGGAAAACGACAAGGAGGUUCUCUCCUGCGUAGGCCAGGUGAAGCGACUGGACGCACAGGCCCACGUGGAGAAGCGCCCGGCCGCUGGCCUUCUGAUGAACUUCUCCCGCGGCUGCGAGGUCGUCCUGCAAAUGAUGGGGCCGGAAAGCGUUCCGCCCAGUCCCCUGGCCGUUGCCAAGGCCACCGUGACUACCGGUGGGAGCAGCUGCAGCGAUGGCUACCACUCGGACGACUCCGCCAGCGAUGACGGCAGCGAAAUGGUGUCGCUCUAUCGAAAUCUGUACAUAGAGAACCGAGCAGAUGCCCUAGAGGCGUUGGACAGUCUGCCCCAGCUGAAACACGCGCACAGUCUAAAGGGAAAGAUACUCUUCUCCAUGAUCGUGCUUUCUUUCCGCCUUUGCCACGGGAUGCGGGAACGGAAAGUGAUGGAGGUGCGCCGGGUCGUCAACUGCGGACUGGACAGCAGCAGCGAAACGACCUUGGCCCUGGACCGGGCUGUGCGACACCACCUGCACGAGACCACGAACAGCUUUCCCCUAGGCGAGAUUGAGCGAUCCGUCUUCAACCAGGUUCUAUCCACGCUCCACGAGUACCCCUGCCUGGAGUCGUGUCCCCCGCUCACCCACUAUGUGAGCACCUGUGUGCGGCUGGCUUGGCGCAUGAUCAACCAGAAGGCGCCCUAUUAUCUGGACAUGGACUUCAAUCUGGGUUUCCUGCGCCCCGAGAAGCACGAGCGUCAUCCGCAAUCCGACCGCCGCUCGGACCUUAUCAAGGCCUUUCUCUGGCCGGCCCUAAUGCAAAACAAUCAGUGCGCCUUCAAGGCAGUCGUGGCCACCUGAGGCCCGGGACGGAACAGACCGUACCAAACUAAUCUUAAGAUACUCUUACACAAUUUGUACAUACGUCAACUCUUACCCAAUAAAGAUUAACCCUAUCUAAGCAUAGCUGAUGGGCGUC
This is a messenger RNA of Drosophila obscura, 2046 nucleotides long. RefSeq lists its product as uncharacterized. Bases 228 to 1928 code for a protein of 566 amino acids. The transcript is spliced from 7 exons. Gene Ontology annotation, biological process: mitochondrial protein catabolic process; mitophagy by internal vacuole formation. The record is from RefSeq and is a predicted model, not a curated record. Lineage: Eukaryota; Metazoa; Arthropoda; Insecta; Diptera; Drosophilidae. Gene Ontology annotation, cellular component: mitochondrial outer membrane.